Messenger RNA from Porites evermanni, 933 nucleotides. The record is from the annotation of a GenBank genome assembly. NCBI's taxonomy places the organism in Eukaryota, Metazoa, Cnidaria, Anthozoa, Scleractinia, Poritidae.
CAGAAUAAGAAAUCGUGUGUCCCUGGAAGUGCGUACAUUAAAAAAAUUCUACGAUUCAUCGAUUCCCAUUACAAAAUUGGUGAGCUCUUUAUGGAGUACUUGUACGGUGACUAUUCUACAGCCAUCACUGAACGUUGUUCAUUUUGUUCUAACAAAGGAUGGACAAGUCCAGUGCCCAUGAAACGUAUUCCCCAGCCUGUGCCAGAUCCUGAAAAUCCUACCCAUUUUAAAUCGGUCAAUGACACACCAACUACCACAGGAAACGGGCAGCCUCGAGUGCCCGAUGAUUUUCAGCCACAUGCAAACAUAAAGAAAAUGUUUAGUGACGGCAUGUUAACAACGGAAGAAGAGCUCCAGCAGUUUUCGGAGAAAUUAGCCGUGGAGCCGCACUUGAUCAAGGCAUACAUUGCCCAUUUAGAAGAUCUUAAAAUACAAAGCGGCAUUAGAACAAGGGGGCGCGCAGAACAAAAGCAUAAAAUGAACGUAAAUGAUGUCCAAAACGUUUGGAGAAUAUGCCUGGCGCGAUCUCGUAGAGUCUGGAGAUUUAAAAAAUUGCUUGAAUCUGAGCUGAAUAAAUACCUUAAACAUUACAAACUCGUAUGCAGCGGCACCAAAGCUGAAAAGAUACGGAGAGUCUCGUUGCAUGUGCUUCUCGGAAACCAUGGUCAACAGGAAGAUACGAAUGAGUUUACUGACGAGGAGACGAAGGAAUGUGGAACGGAAGAUGACAACGAGGAAAUUGACAUCUCAGGGGACGAUGAAAGUGAGGAGGAUAUUGUCCUUGCAGAAUUGUUAAGUGGGCCUGACUCAGACCAAGACACGAUCGCGACUUCAUCACGCGAACGGGAACGUUAUAGCAUCGAUGAAAGUGAAAAGAUAUGGUUUGUCUUCCAAAGCGAUUCAGAUGAAGAGGAAUUUUAUGGUUUUGAUUGA